Drosophila takahashii is the source of this 3549-nucleotide messenger RNA. RefSeq names its product transcription termination factor 2-like. The record is from RefSeq and is a predicted model, not a curated record. Gene Ontology annotation, cellular component: nucleus. Gene Ontology annotation, molecular function: ATP binding; ATP-dependent chromatin remodeler activity. Gene Ontology annotation, biological process: DNA repair. Lineage: Eukaryota; Metazoa; Arthropoda; Insecta; Diptera; Drosophilidae.
AUGGACGACAGCGACAUACUUAAGUUCACGUGGAAAAUGAGUGACAAUAAUUUACACAACGAUGUCCAGGCGGGUCCAUCAGUUCCCAAUCUAGGACCAUUGCCGAGCUCAUCGCAGAUGGUCUUUCAAAGGGGGGUCAGUGUGAUUAAUGGAGCACAUUUGCAACAGCAGAUUCCACAAAAUCCUUUCGGGAAUGCGGUACAGAUGAGCACCGUGAGAUUUGGCCAUCAGAACCCUGAACUACUACCCCCAAAUGUAACCAUCUGCGAAAUGGCUUUUAAAUCGAAAGAGGAGCUGAACAUGUGGUACGAUGAGCUAUACGAAACUAUGGGUCAGGAGGCUGCAAACAAGUUCGCCGCUAAGGUCCGCCAGUUGUGGGAGCUAUUUCCCCGACAGCAAAAUCAGUAUACCAUGAAUUCUAACCCGGGUCAACAACAACCUCUGGACCCUUUACCGCCGCUGGAGACUUACCAGCAGUUCGUCAUGGGAAUAGCUAGGCCCGGAAAUUAUCCUGCUCCUCCGCCCAGACGUUAUUUCAACGGCUCUGGUCUUUACCAUGAGAUGGUGCAGCAUCAGCAAACUGGUCAACCGCUUAGGCGCCACUCUGAGAGCAAUGCUGGUAUAUCUUUGCAUCACAACAGGCCGUGCAACAACAUAAACAUUCAUAAUAACAGAGUGCUGAGCAAUGGGAACACCUCACAGUCGAUGUACCGUGUUCAGAGUCUAGAAGGAAAUGGCAUCCCAAGCGGAAACAGCGGUUACAACCACACGCAUCUGCUGAAUGAGGGCACCAAUUUAAUAGAGACGCAGUUCCAAUCCAAUAACUUGGUGGAUCCUUCCUUAACGGAUAGUGGUCAUCCGCCCAGCCUGCUGUACUACAGCCAUGUGCAUUUGUCCCAGGCCAUCCCUCCAAUCGAUCCCCAAAGCGACUUCUUUAACGAAAGAGCGCGGGUGGCAACGGUAAUGUCUUUAAAGCCGGAAAUCCAAUCUGGUGUUAAAACAGAGGUACUGAAUGAAUCGAUUAACACGCCAAUGAUGGAAAGCCGCAGUUUAUUACGAACGCCAGUGACAUCUGUAACUGUUCCCCAGUUCGCCAUGGUCCCUCAGGGUCAGCAAUGCCUGGAGACCCAGUUUAAUACCACAGCAAUGGUACAGCCUUUAAAGCAGGGAGUCCAAGCCGGUGUCGGAAGAUCCUUACUGAAAGAAUCGAUUAGAACGCCAAUGACGAAGAGCCACAGUGUAUCACAAACCCCGGCGAGGUCUGUUACAGUUCCCCAGUACCCUACGGUAGCCUAUGAUCAACAAUGCCAGAAGACGAAUUUUAAUCCCUCGAUGCCAAGUCCCACAGCAAUGGUACUGUCUUUAAAGCGGGAAGUCCAAUCCGGUGUUAUAACGACGGCACAGAAAGAAUCGACAAACACGCUAAUGAUGAAGAGCCACUGUGUAUCACGAACGCCAGCGAGGUCUGUUACAGUCCCCCAGUUGUCCAUGGUACCGAAUGCUCAUCAAUUUCUGGAGGUAAAUGAAAAUGCCUGUACGCCAAGUCCCACAGCCGAGAACUUGGUAAAGCAGCCUACUCUUCUGAUGGUCGGUUUGAUGAAGCAUCAACAAUCCGCUGUAAAAUGGAUGCAGUUCCGCGAGCGUCAGAAUAUCUGUGGCGGAAUCGUAGCCGACGACAUGGGUCUGGGCAAGACAUUGAGUAUGAUAGCCUUGGUCGUAGCAGACAAGCAAAUGCAGAUUGAUAAGGAAGAUGAAAAUGAACCACAAUUGAAGCGUGUAUGUCACGCUUCCCUAACUGGAGAUUGCAGCUCAAAAGAAUUUCAUAAAUAUUUUACAACCAAUGACUAUCCCCCGGCAGGCACAUUAGUGGUUUGCCCCAAGAGCGUAAUGUCCCAAUGGGCCCAGGAAGUGACCUCCAAAGUGGCGCCCAAUGCCAUCAAGACGCUGAUAUUUCACGACACCAACCGCCUGGCGGUCAAACUGGAGGAACUCAGGAGCUGCGAUUUAGUCAUUACCUCAUACAAUCUGUUGUGGAACGAGUACAAGAGAUUUGGAAACAAUUCCCCGCUGUUCGCCGCUCACUGGAACCGGGUUAUCCUCGACGAAGCCCACAUCAUUCGGAAUGACAAGUGCUGUGGCGGAAUUUCUGUCUGCCAGCUGCGAUCUCGUUGCCGUUGGGCCUUGAGUGGAACUCUUGUCCAGAAUCUGGUGAAGGAUAUGCUCACCCUGCUACGCUUCUUGAAAGUGCCACAAUUUCAUGACCUCCAAGUGUGGAAGAAGUACCUAAAUGAAGGCCUACACGCUCAGCGAGGGUUGCACUUUCUUAUCCAACCUCUAAUGAUGCGGAGGACAAAGCAAGAGCUAGAGGAGUCAGGAGAUUUGCCUGCACUACCUAAUCUAAAUGUUGAACUUAUCUGCGUGCAGUUCUCGGAAGCAGAAAAAGCCGUGUACGAGAUCCUUUUCGCCAUUUGUCAGAAGAUAUUUACCAAGUACUUGGUACAAAUCGAGAACUAUGCUGUAGAAAGUACUCCCCAGUUCAUAAAUGAAAUAUUUGACGCCAAGUACUCGGGCAUCUAUCAUGGAUUUCUGAAACUAUUUAACUACGACCCGAAAGUAAGGUUCAACGGUCUUGUUAUCUCUAAUCUUCUGCUGCGUUUGCGACAGUUUUGCUGCCAUCCGGCUUUAUUGCUUGGGAUGCUAAGUGGUUCCAAAACCGACGAAGACUUGCCGAACACGAGCUUAGCCUCAGACGUGGAGGGUCAGUUCAAAAUGGAUGUCCUAGAGGAGUUUCCCAAAUCCGAGGGAACCACUGAGGAAACGGAUCCCUUUAUCGAUGUGGACAGUGCUGAAGUAAACGAAAAUGUUCAGCUAAAGAAAGAGCCACUUAUGGCAAUUAAGGAAAACAUAAUGCCAUGGAGUAUGGGUGAUGAGCAACCGUUGGAAGCUGCUAGGGCUCUCAAACAGCUUAGUCCCCAAAAUCCCAUCUUUCAACUGAAACACUCUUCUGCCAAACUCGAGCUAGUAAUUGAUAAGGUGCAGGAAAUACUUACGUUUACCAACGACAAGGUCAUAAUUAUAUCUCAGUGGGUCAGCUAUCUGGACAUCAUUCGUACGAAUCUAGAGAAUCACUCAUGUCAAACACUUUACUAUACUGGGCAGCUGAGUACCAAAAAUCGGCAGCUGGUACUGGACGAUUUUAACGCCAGUAAUGGCAAGCGGGUUCUUCUACUCUCCCUCACCGCUGGCGGAGUGGGACUGAAUCUCCAUGUGGCCAAUCAUCUGCUAAUAGUGGACCCGCAUUGGAACCCACAGCUGGAGCGUCAGGCUCAGGAUCGUAUCCAUCGAUUUGGUCAGAAGAAGCCUACCUUCAUUUACCGCUACAUGUGUGAGAACACCAUAGAGCAGCGAAUUUUGGCACUGCAGGAAUACAAGUUCGCCAAAAUGAUGUUGCCGGAGAUAGACGGAGAAGUGUACGCCCGUGAUUACAGAUGUCUCAAUAUCGAUGAUUUCAAGAAACUCUUCUUAAUGGAUAAUGAGACGCUAAUGUGA